UUUUUUUUUCUUUUUUUUUUCUUUCAAACUUUUGAUCAAUGAUUACCAAGGCAAGUAGAUAUUCCUCCGUUUACUGUUUUAUAUGUAUUGUAUAUGACUGUGGAACUAAUGUAUGCUUUAUGACGUUGUGGUUUUCCAGACUCUUGAAAUCAAUUGGCAUGAUGGUCAAGCUGUUUAUUCUGUAGACUUUUCGCCUGACGGAUUACGAUUUGCAACUGCUGGUGCUGAUGCCUCUGUUAGAUUAUGGAGUAUACAACGACAAGUCAGUACCGAAACAACUAUGAAAGCCACCCAAUCUCCUGAUAGUUCUCACCAUGAUUCUACUCAUCAACUUCCAGUCAGUAUUGAUUUCUUAUCUGAACUAAAACGCCAUUCCUGCCCUGUUAAUGUUGUACGGUUUUCCCCUAAUGGUGACUAUAUUGCUUCGGCUGGUGACGAUGCUUGUAUCAUCCUUUGGAAGCUAUCAACGACAAAAGAAACUACUUUUGGUAGUGAAUACAGUGAAUAUGAAAAAGAAACUUGGACACCAGCGCAAAUGUUAUAUGGACACAAUAAGGAAAUAUAUGAUUUGGCUUGGUCACCUUGUGGAAACUACUUUAUUACAGCUUCUAUUGACAAUACGGCUCGUGUAUGGAGUAUUACUGAUCGUGCCGCUAUACAUGUUUUUACUGAUCAUACACAUUACGUUCAAGGCGUAGCUUGGGAUCCAUUAGGUCAGUUUGUAGCAACUCAGAGCAGUGAUAGAUCAUUGGCGAUAUACAAAUGUCGAAAAGGACCCAAUGGUCGAUUACUAUUUGGAAAUUGUGCUAAACGACAUAAUCAUUUCGAUCGUAUGAAGGCUGAUAAGGAUAGAGCGACGAAUACUACCACUUCUACAGCAACAACAGUAGCAACGGUAACGACAAUGACAAACGUGGCGACAUCCACACCAAUGCCGUCUUCAUCAUCAUCAUCAUUAUCAGAAGAACAGUCGCAUGGAUCUUAUCGGUUGUUUCAUGAUGAAAACUUGGUCUCCUUUUUCCGACGACUAUCCUUCAGUCCUGAUGGUGGACUUUUGAUUGCACCUGCAGGAUUAUAUAAAAACAGCUCUAGUGAUACUCUUUCCACAAUGAUCAACGCUGAUGAUGAUAUGCAACAUUGCUCUUAUAUAUUUCCACGGAACACAGUUCUCAAAUAUCCAAUAGCGUGUACGGGAAAUCAUAGCAAACCUUCUAUUGCCAUUCGAUGGUGUCAACAAGCAUAUGAACGCCGUCCCAGUAAACAUUCGUCUUUAUUUAACUUGCCUUAUCGAAUUGUGUAUGCGGUAGCAACUCAAGAUUCAGUAUACAUAUAUGAUACCCAACAAGACAAACCUAUUUGUGCCAUUUCUGGAAUGCAUUAUGCCCCAAUUACGGAUUUAUCUUGGUCUAGUGACGGAACUAUUCUAACGUUUUCUUCGGCAGAUGGUUAUUGUUCUGCAGCUGUCUUUUCAAAAAAUGAACUUGGUGUCCCCAUAGCAACAAAGAAUGUUUUUAAUAAUCAUGUACAAGACGAAGAAAUGACGGAAGCCAGUAACGACAACAACAACAACAACAAUAUAUAUACACCUACGACGACUUGCAAUACAUUGGCUAUAUCAGAUAAAUUGCCGACAUCAACAACGGUAGCAUCAACAGGAAUGACCACCCUAGAUCAAUGGACUACAACAACGAAGAGUGUAUCAGCAAUAACAAAGGAUGAUAAUCUAGUCAAAAAUACGGCAGGCACGUCGACAACAUCAAAUGGAAAACCCACACCUACGAAGAAAAGGAUCACGCCUAUACUUGUUUCUGCUUCUAGACCCUCAACUACUCAACCAUUACAAUCACAAGCAUCCAUAUCAGGGAAUAACGAACCACAAAGCAAGAAACGACGCAUUACACCUAUUCCAAUCAACUAACAUAUCUACACCAUUCCUCAACGCGUGCUUAUCGAUAAUGAACAUGACGACUUGUUUAUGCAGAUAGACAAAAAGCGGUAUUAGAAAUUUAGCAGAUAGCUACAUAUUGAUAUAAUUUGUAUAUAUUGUGUUGUUUUAUCGUCAAUAAAAGAAUCCGUUUGAAACCAU
Halteromyces radiatus is the source of this 2086-nucleotide messenger RNA. RefSeq names its product WD40-repeat-containing domain protein. The transcript is spliced from 8 exons. The record is from RefSeq and is a predicted model, not a curated record. NCBI's taxonomy places the organism in Eukaryota, Fungi, Mucoromycota, Mucoromycetes, Mucorales, Cunninghamellaceae. Gene Ontology annotation, biological process: DNA replication-dependent chromatin assembly; nucleosome assembly. Gene Ontology annotation, molecular function: protein binding. Gene Ontology annotation, cellular component: nucleus; CAF-1 complex. Bases 113 to 1918 code for a protein of 601 amino acids.